CUUCACGCAAAAGAAACAACCAUUCACUUCAUACGUUGUCAUCUCUCUCUCUCUGUCUUCUUUCUUCCUCUCAAAAUCUCUCCUUUUCUUCUGCAACUACUCUCCCUCAAUUUGAUCCUCCCAAAUAAACAAAACCCAGAAAAUUUUAACCCUAAUAAUUCAAAACCCAUCUGCCCAGAUCCCCUAACAAAAUCAAUCCUCAACACACACAUACUUCUAUUAUUACACCACUUACAGAAAAAGAAGAGCAAGAAGAAGAACAAAAGAGAGAGGAUCUUGUUAAUUGGGGUCUUGUUUGGGGUUUUGGUAAUUAGAAGAGAUGGAGUUGUUCCCAGCACAGCCAGAUUUGUCUCUACAAAUCAGUCCACCAAACAGUAGUAAAGCCACAUCAACAUGGAGGAGAAGCAGCACUACUGCUGAAGAAGAUAUGAAUUUGGGGUUUUGGAAGAGAGCUUUGGACUCAAGAAGCACUAGUAUUUCUUCAAUGGCCAAACAAGACCCCACCACCACUACUGGUUUUGAUCUCUCACUCUCUAAUGCUAAUCUCUCAAGGGUCUCUUCAGAGUCCAAUAACUCCAACCACAACCACCAUUUCCACACUCUUAAUGCUAACAAUAAUCUCUUCCAAACAAGCCACUGUUUUCCUCCCCAAAAUCAUCAACUCCAACAUCACCCACUACUCUUUCAACAUCAACAAGGAGGAGGAGGAGGGUUGAGUCAAGAACUUGGUUUCUUGAGACCCAUUAGAGGAAUUCCUGUUUACCAUCAAAACCCUCCUUCUUCUUCUGCUAAUCCAUUCCCAUUUGUGCAACAACCUUUUGACACAACUUGUACUUCUCAAUCUUCUCCUUCUUCUAUUAGCACUAAUUGCCACAAUAAUUCAAGUGGUCCUUAUCAUCAUCAUCAACCUCACAUGAUGAGAUCAAGAUUUAUGUCAAGGUUCCCGGCUAAACGAAGCAUGAGGGCACCGAGGAUGCGGUGGACAACAACACUUCAUGCUCGCUUUGUUCAUGCUGUUGAACUCUUGGGAGGCCAUGAAAGGGCUACGCCCAAAUCAGUUCUUGAACUCAUGGAUGUCAAAGAUCUCACCUUGGCUCAUGUUAAAUCUCAUUUACAGAUGUAUCGGACGGUUAAGACCACGGAUCGAGCCGCAGCUACAUCAGGACAAUCAGAUGUGUUUGAUAAUGGAUCAUCUGGAGACACAUCAGAGGAUAUGAUGUUUGAUAUUCAGAACCAAAGAAGGUCUGAUCAAUUACCAACUACUCCACAAGGAAGGCUGAAUAACCAGGAAAAAGAUUAUCAUGGUCUCUGGAGCAAUUCUUCAAGCAGAGAAGCUUGGCUGCAUGGAAAACCAAAUGAUUCUGUUUCAAACAUGCAAUCUCUUGAGAAGGACUUGGAUCCUACUAAGUGCUUAAGCUUUGAGAGAAUAUCACCAUCAGAUGUAAGCUCUUCACCAAACCCUUCAGGGAUGACACGCCUCAAGAAGCCUAAUUUGGAGUUCACAUUGGGGCGGCCAACAUUGACAUGAUAUAUAUAUAUAAUUAGUUAUGUAUACAUGUCAAUUUAGGUACUAGCUACUACUACGACAAUGUAGUAUGUGCUACUCAUUUUGAAAUGAUGAUUAUUUAUAUAUAUCUCUGGAGGAAGAGAAUCAGGUGCCCCAAUUGAGAAAAUCAGAGGGAAAAGAAAAGAAAAAGAAAGACAGAAAGCAAACAAAAGGGGAGAAGGGGUUGGAAAAAAUAUAAGAAAAAAGAAGCAAGCCCUUCCUAAUUCCUUUAGCCCGUCAAGCUGCUGUGUGUGAGAUCCAAAUCCUAUAAGUAUUUUUUGUUAUUAUUGUCAUUUUGUUCCUACGUAAAUAUAAAAUCUUUUUUUUUUUUUUAGUUUCUUUAGUUCUUCUAUUCUAGAGAGAGAGGGGGGAAGACCCUUUAAAAAGAAAGAAAGAGAGUGCCUUUUAACCAUAUGAAAUGAUCCUUGGUAUUUGUAUGUAAUGGAGCACUUAGUUAAUUAUUAACAUUUUUA
Molecule: messenger RNA, 2019 nt
Organism: Tripterygium wilfordii
Lineage: Eukaryota; Viridiplantae; Streptophyta; Magnoliopsida; Celastrales; Celastraceae
Product: probable transcription factor KAN2
Exons: 6
Coding region: 320-1528 (402 amino acids)
Biological process (GO): regulation of DNA-templated transcription; abaxial cell fate specification
Cellular component (GO): nucleus
Molecular function (GO): transcription cis-regulatory region binding
Source: RefSeq, a predicted model, not a curated record